CGCGUGCAUAACCUCCGCCUCCCCAAUCCGUCCCGUCUCCUCGCCCGCCGCCCUCGACUCCCGUCUCCUCGCCUGCCGCUGGCGCCGAUCUCCAUCCUGCUAGCAGAGGUGGCGCCGGCGUCCUCCUGCUCCCGCCUCAUUCGCUCACCGGUGAGCAUCCUAAUCCAUCCCAUCCGGCCUCGGCCUCGAAUUUCGUCUCCUCGCCCGCCGCUUGCGCCGAUCCCCAUCCUGCGAGCAGAGGUGGCGCCCGGCGUCCUCCUUCUUCCACCGCAUCGUCGCUCGCCGCACAGUUGGUGUCCCGUUUUGAUUCUUGAGGCCCAUGUAGCAAAUACUACUCCUACCAGAGGAGAAAACCGUGAAACCGGCAUAGCUCCUCUCAAAAAACAAAAAGGAGGGGAAAAAGAAUCACGACAUAUAGCUGAUAGCUCCGGUCCAAACUCCAAACCCGGCCGUCUUUGCUCGACCGGAGCGGAGCGCAGCGCAGCGCAGACCAGCGGCGCGGACGACGCGCGCCCCCUCUGGAUCGCCGCUCCCCCGCGCGCCACAGCUUCCAUCCGGCGACUGCAAGGCCGCCCAAGCCAAGAGGGUUUCUUUGCAAGCUUUAGCCCCUCGACGUUCAUUGAGAGAACAUGCCUAAAAUAAAGACAAGCCGUGUCAAAUAUCCUGGAGGAUGGGAGCUUAUUGAACCAACUAUCCGUGAGUUGGAUGCCAAAAUGAGGGAAGCUGAAAAUGACACGCAUGAUGGGAAGAGAAAGUGCGAAGCCCUCUGGCCAAUUUUCCGUAUUUCCCAUCAAAGAAGUCGCUACAUAUAUGAUCUUUAUUACAGAAGGAAGGAGAUAUCAAAAGAGUUGUAUGAGUUUUGCCUGGACCAGGGUUAUGCAGACCGUAAUCUGAUUGCAAAGUGGAAAAAGCCAGGCUAUGAGCGCCUUUGCUGUCUUCGAUGCAUACAGACACGAGACCACAACUUUGCAACUACAUGUGUCUGCCGGGUCCCCAAGCAUCUCAGAGAGGAGAAGGUUAUAGAAUGUGUUCACUGUGGAUGCAGAGGCUGUGCCAGCGGUGAUUGAGAUAUCGUCAUUAUCUUGUUUGAAUAUGUCAAACUAAGCAGACAUGAUGUUUCUUGAGCGAAAUUUCGGCUAAAAACGUUUACGAAAACGUUUUGUAAACCUGCCUACCGGGUAUGACGUUAUUUAAGUACCUGAGAUUGUGGUUACGGUCUGCAUUAAUCUGCCGCAUGGUCAUUGCUUGAUCAUCGGCCUCAACACCCUGCAUGUGUGUAUUCUAAAGUUGUUUAAUGGAAACAUCUGUUACUCGAUGCUAA
Messenger RNA from Oryza sativa Japonica Group (Japanese rice), 1321 nucleotides. RefSeq names its product protein BUD31 homolog 1-like. Lineage: Eukaryota; Viridiplantae; Streptophyta; Magnoliopsida; Poales; Poaceae. Gene Ontology annotation, biological process: mRNA splicing, via spliceosome. The record is from RefSeq and is a predicted model, not a curated record. Gene Ontology annotation, cellular component: spliceosomal complex; nucleus.